This is a messenger RNA of Fundulus heteroclitus (mummichog), 1362 nucleotides long. Its product is annotated as arrestin domain-containing protein 3. NCBI's taxonomy places the organism in Eukaryota, Metazoa, Chordata, Actinopteri, Cyprinodontiformes, Fundulidae. Gene Ontology annotation, biological process: protein transport. The record is from RefSeq and is a predicted model, not a curated record. The coding region runs from base 151 to 1113 and encodes 320 amino acids. Gene Ontology annotation, cellular component: plasma membrane; cytoplasm. The transcript has 6 exons.
UGCUCCAGUCUCACCAGCAUCCUUUUUCAUCAAAGAGAGGCAUCACCCUAAGUCUAACUUAACUUAAGCUUUUAGGAGGAUACAUUCAUGCUAAAAGACUGUUUGUUUUUAUCACAGGGCUUUAGGUCGGUUGUGUAAUGCUAUCCUAUCAUGACUGUAAAGCAUUUCUCAGUGGAGUACGACAGGGUGAAUGACCAAGGAACCUACUCGUCAGGGGACGUUCUUUCUGGAAAAGUUACAGUGGUAACUAGCAAGGAGAUCAAAGUCCAGAGUUUUUUGGUCAGAGCUAAAGGAAAAGCCAAGGUGACUUGGUAUGAACAGGAAGGACAAAGCUCAGUGCUUCACAGCAACAAGAAGAAAUACUUCUAUUUUGAGCAUAUGAUUCUUCAAGACAAAAACAAGGGAGAUGGUUCAGAAAUCAUGGGUGCUGGGACAAAGGUUUUUCCGUUCAGCUUUGUCAUUCCAAGCAGAGACAUGCCUUCAUCUUAUAAAGGCAAAUGGGGUGAAAUCACGUAUAGUUUGCGAGCUCAUUUGACUCAGUCAAUUUGGCUUGUACACAAAACCAAGACCGAGUUUCCCUUUCUGACCAAGUCUGAGUUUCCUUUUGCCUCCAAAUCUGAAAUGAUUAUCAUCGGGCUGAAGGAGCAACAGCAUGCAACCAGAGUUUCAUUUUGCGGUUCUGGAAAGAUUACUAUGAAUGUGACCUCUGAAAAAAUGGGCUUAAAGCAAGGUGAGGCAGUGGAAGUCUCUGCGGAAGUGCUCAAUGAGUCGGCACGCUCUGUAACACCAAAGUUCCACCUGUGUGAGAAGCAGACCUUUGUGGCCCAGUCAAAGAAGAAAGUACAAACAAAGGACAUCUUGUUCGGGAUAGGAGACGCUGUUCCAGCUGAGAGCAGUCGAACUGUAACCAAAGUAUUGAUUAUCCCUCCACAUCUCCCUGCUACCUUCUUCAACUGCAGCAUGAUGAAUCUGGAGUACAGAAUCAAGGUCACCCUUGAUGUUCCUUUGCUGAGAAAUCCAGAAAUUAAACUUCCCCUGGUCAUCCUCCAGGGUUCGCCAGAGCCUCUUCAACAAAAAACAAAGAGGCCCACCUGGUUUAGAAAACAGUCAUAAGCAAGAAAAAAGCAUGUCUAUGCAUAAAUUACUAUCAGUCAGUGUUGCCUGGUUUGAAUUCAUAAAUCUAUAAUUGCGAAAAUGAUCUUUUUUUUUGUAGCUCACUACAAUAAAAGAAUGAUGUCUUUUGCUGUACAGAGAUGUCCACUAGAUGGCGAUGUUAGCAACACUUAAGAUAUUGCAGCAUGUUUAAAUUUAAUGAUUUUGUUUAAAGCUCUAUAGCUGUACUGUUAUAUGAAUAAAUCAGUG